AUGCUCGCCCUCCGUCGAUUGGUCCCUGUUACCCGAUCUUUCCACACCUCGGCCAUUGCGUACCGCAAGCAGAAGGCGGCCGCUCCGGCUGAGGAGGUCUCUUUCGACGAUGACCUUUUCGCCGGUGCUUCGGAGGAGGUUGUAUCUGAGGGUAGCGGUGACCGCGCCGACCGUCGCCGGGAGUACAUCAACAACAUUACCGACGGGACUGUGGAGAGGGCUGGCGAGCUCCGGAAAGUCAUUCAGCUGAGCGACAACGAGGCGCAGCUCGAGGAGCUUGACCGUGUGCUGCGGGCAUGGCGUGUUCUUGGCCGCAAGGUUUCCAACCAGACUGCCAAGGAGCUUGUUGGACGUUGCAUCAACCUCGGCCGCCCCGACCUCGCCCAGAAGUAUGUCAACGACCGUCUUCAGUACGGUGUUCCCACCAUUCCUAACAGCUUGAGGAAGAAGUUCGAGGACAAGCUCAGCACUGUGGCCAAGGCCGCUGAGGCUCCCUCUGCCGCUCAGGCUGAGGGCGAGGCGACGGCAUAA
Trichosporon asahii var. asahii CBS 2479 is the source of this 531-nucleotide messenger RNA. RefSeq lists its product as uncharacterized. Bases 1 to 531 code for a protein of 176 amino acids. NCBI's taxonomy places the organism in Eukaryota, Fungi, Basidiomycota, Tremellomycetes, Trichosporonales, Trichosporonaceae. The record is from RefSeq and is a predicted model, not a curated record. The transcript has 4 exons.